This is a messenger RNA of Colletotrichum abscissum, 1020 nucleotides long. Its product is annotated as dihydroflavonol-4-reductase. NCBI's taxonomy places the organism in Eukaryota, Fungi, Ascomycota, Sordariomycetes, Glomerellales, Glomerellaceae. Bases 1 to 1020 code for a protein of 339 amino acids. The transcript has 5 exons. The record is from RefSeq and is a predicted model, not a curated record. Gene Ontology annotation, molecular function: oxidoreductase activity, acting on the CH-OH group of donors, NAD or NADP as acceptor.
AUGACCAGAGUUCUUCUUACCGGAGGCAGUGGCUUCAUUGCUACGCAUAUUCUGAAGCUUCUUCUUGAACGCGGACACUCUGUGGUCACAAGCGUCCGCAACCAAGCCAAAGCAGACGCUAUCAAGCAGUCAUAUCCUGAAAUCGCAGCCGACAAAUUGUCCUUCGUCAUUGUUCCCGAUGUGGCUAAGAGCGAUGCAUUCACCGAUGCCGUCAAAUCUGACCCACCAUUUGAGGCGGUCAUUCAUACUGCAAGUCCCUUUCACUUCAACGUGACUGACAUCAAGGCGGACCUCCUUGAUCCCGCUAUCAACGGAACAACCGGUAUCCUCCAAGCUAUCAAGCAAAAUGCCUCGUCGGUUAAGCGCGUGGUCAUCACGUCAUCCUUCGGUUCCAUGAUGGACAUUUCCAAGGGGCUAUGGCCCGGUCACACUUAUGACGAGAGUGACUGGAACCCCAUCACGAUGGAACAGGCGUUACAGAGCGCUGGCGCUGGUUACUCUGCAAGCAAGAAGUUUGCUGAAAAGGCAGCUUGGGACUUCCUCGAGGCCGAGUCUCCUGCGUUUUCCAUUUCCACAAUCUUACCACCCCUCGUCUUUGGUCCUGCUGUGCAGAGCCUGGCUUCCCUUGAUGCCCUCAACACCUCAAACCAAUUUAUCCGCAGCUUCAUUCUUGGCGCGGCGAAAAAGGAAAUUCCUCCCACUCAGAACCCCAUCUUCGCCGAUGUACGAGAUGUGGCAUUUGCUCAUGUAGCGGCCAUGGAGAAGAAGGAGGCUGGCAACAAACGCUUCUUUAUCACGAACGGCUACUGCUCAAACCGUGAGAUUAUUGAAAUCAUCCGAAAGCGCUUCCCGGAAUACAAGUCAGCUUUGCCUUCCAAAUGCACUAAGGGCGGUGAACUGCCCAAGGAGGUUUACCAAACGAACACCACACGCAGCGUCGAGAUUCUGGGCAUGAAGUACGCGGAUUUCGAACAUUGUGUUAUUGACACCAUUAGAUCUUUUGCCUCCGUCAAGCAGUAG